UGGUUUCCAUGGUGACGCGGUCAGACGCGCGGGGAAAGUUUCUGUCAGGAUCUCCCCGGUUAUUAACGGAACUCCUCGGAAUGUCCCGGUUGAUUCCCGAUUUAACCUUACCUGAAAUCACGAGCGAGAACUUUGAGCAGAGUCUCUCCCAGCCGCUGUUCUGCGAGUUCUUCAACGAGUUUCUGCAGCAGCCGGUGUUUGUGCUGCCGCUCAGGUAUGAUGACCAGUCCUCCGGCUUUGAGCUGCUCAGUGAUGCUGCGGUGCGUCUGUCCUGUCGGAUCAGAGCUGCGGUGCAGCAGAUGCGGAGCCGGAGCUGUGCGGAGCCCCUGCGGGACAACAGAUACUCCAUCACCCGUCUGGACCGGCAGCAGACCCUCCGCUGGCUGCACACACACAGACUGGCCUUCUUCCUGCACAGUGACUGCUACUUUGAGUUCAGGUUGGCCUCAUGUCUGUCUCAGCUCACAUGCUCACCGUCCCCUCACAGACAGCAGUGUGACGAGGUCUGCAGCUCUACAGGGCAGAGGAACAGCAGCUCUGCAGAGACGCCAACACUCCACACAGAAGACGCUCUGCAGACCGACAGGCGCAGCUUUCUGGACUUUAAGAGGUCUCUGCUCGGCGGUCCUGGAGAGAGUCUGCUGGAGCUGUGGAUGAACAUCGAGAGGCUGAAGACCCUCAGCAGCACACACCACAAGAGCAGGUAUGUGCUGUGGAUGAGGGCUCAGUAUGUGUGGAGCAGCAGUGAUGCGGUUCUGGAUGAACAGCUGCUCCUCAGGCUGGGGUUGAAGAGCGCCGCCUGCUGGCAGGAGGACAGACUGCCGGACGUCCAGCCACGGCUCACUGAGCUCCUGCUGCUCUACUGGGGUCAGAGGUUUCACUUGUUCCCUUCUGGUCAGUGGCGGGUGUGUGAGAGUGUGUUGAGCUCUUCUGUCUCAGAGACCUGCACACACACCGUCUGCACCUGCAGAGACACAAAGGCAGAGCUGGAGCGCAGUGAGAUUCACACUCUACUGGAGGUUCUUCAGACUGAGUCCAGAUCUGGGUUCUUCUUUACUCAUUUCUGUCAGAACUCAGGACAGCAGUUGUGGGAAAACGCAGUGUAUUUCUGUUCAGAGCUGCUGCAGUACCGUCAGCUGUUCUGCCAGAGCAGAUUUGAUCCGUACAGAGCACAACGCACGGCUCAGCUGCUGUUCGUCUCGUACCUGAGCAGCGGAGCUCAGAUGAAUGUGUGUGUGACUGAGGAGAGCAGGAGGUGUGUUCUGACCCGUCUCAGUCCUGCCUUCGAGGAUCUGUUUGACCCGGCGGAGGAACACGCUCUGAACAUCCUGCUGGAGGCCUGGGGGGAGCUGACACACACACUCACAGACCCCCUGCACACUGUGGCGCUGUGGCAGGAGGUGCGUUAUGCUGAGCCGGAACUCUUCCAGAUGCUGCAGACUCUAUACACACACACUCAGAGCAGACAGCAGCAGGAGCGCAGGCCUGUACACACUCCAGCAGAGGGCAGCAGAGGGCAGGAUCUGUGGGCGAAGGUUCCUCUGGAGUUCCGCAGGUUCCGUCUGGACUCUCUGCUCCAGAACCACACAGAGCUCCAGCACUUCCUGUCCUUCCUGGAGGAGCGCUCAGCCAGUGUGGUUCUGCAGUGUUGGCUGGACGGGGAGCAGCUGAAGAGGAGUGACGGAGCUCUGCUGGAGGAGAGAAACAGGAACUUCAGAGACAAAUAUCUCAACAGCAGCUUCCUGUUUGGAGCCGACAGCCCAGCCUCUGAGGAGCAGCAGAGGAGGCUCCUGCAGGUGUGUGCUGCAGGUGUGGUGUCUCCGUCUGCUCUCUCUGAUCUCCAGGCUCUUCUGCACAGUCGUCUGGAAGCUCAGUGGCUGCCGCUCUUCCUGUCCAGCGCUGAGUUCAGGCGGCGGCAGCAGCACCAGGUGACAGAAGUGUGUGAGCAGCAGCCGGUCGUCCACCAGCGCAGGAAGAGGCGUGAGGCGCAGGUGUGUGUGGGUGGGAUGAGUGUGUCGCAGCAGCAGCAGGCGGUGUGUGUGCGCAGGGCUCUGCAGGAUCCCGUCACUCGUCUGCAGUUCCAGCAGUUUCUGUCCUCUGUUGACGCUCUGCUGGAGAACGACCUGCUCUUCUGGCUGGAGGUGCAGAGGUACAAGGAGCUGUGUCACUCCCGCUGUGAUGAGCAGGCUCUGCAGAGGAAGGUCUCCAUCAUCAUCAGUCGGUUCUUCCGCUCCUCGGUCCCGCCGGCGCUGCAGAUCCACGUUCCUCCAGACGCGGCGCUGCUCGUCACCAGCAUGCAGAAAACACUCGGACCCUACAUCUUCAGGGAGACUCAGAUGUGUGUGUUUGAGGAGCUGCUGAAGCACUGGCCGGAGUUCUGUGCGCUGCGCUCGUCUGUGUGUGCGGACGCUCUGCUGCGAGUGCUGGACCAGAAGCAGAGCGACAGGCGGAGGAGCAGACAGACAGAUGAGCAGAGCGACAGCCGCUCUCAGGUGACCCUCACACCUGCAGAACCCUCGUCUCACACUGACCGCUGUGUUUGA
Molecule: messenger RNA, 2543 nt
Organism: Danio rerio (zebrafish)
Lineage: Eukaryota; Metazoa; Chordata; Actinopteri; Cypriniformes; Danionidae
Source: RefSeq, a predicted model, not a curated record